Messenger RNA from Adineta ricciae, 612 nucleotides. The record is from the annotation of a GenBank genome assembly. NCBI's taxonomy places the organism in Eukaryota, Metazoa, Rotifera, Eurotatoria, Adinetida, Adinetidae.
AUGGGUUGUGUUUCAUCUAAGAAGAAAUUAUCCAAAUCGGAUUUAGAAUUUCUUGAAGAGAAUACGGAAUUUACCAAAGAUCAAAUUAUCGAAUGGUACGAAGGUUUCAUUCUUGAUUGUCCCAAUGGUGAAUUAACAAAGAAAAAGUUCAUUCAAGUCUAUCGACAAUUCUUUCCAAAUGGUCAGGCGGAAGCGUUUUGUACACACAUCUUUCGUACGUUUGACGCCGACAAUUCGGGCAAGAUCGACUUCAAAGAAUUUCUCAUGGCAAUUAAUAUAACAGCUAAAGGUAAUCCCGAGAAGAAAUUGAAAUGGGCUUUCAAAAUGUAUGAUAUCGACUCGAAUGGAAGUAUCGAUCGACAGGAAAUGCUGAAAAUUAUCGAAUCCAUCUAUGAUUUACUCGGUGCUGCUUCGACUCAAAAGGCAACGAAUGGGGCCGUAGAAAGCCGCGAUGCAAACGAUACACCGGAAAGUCGAACAGCACAAAUAUUUGCUGUUAUGGAUGAAGAUAAAAACGGAGUUAUUACCGAAGAAGAAUUCAUUCGAGGUUGUAUGGCCGAUCGAGUCUUAUAUCAAAUGUUAACAGCCGAUACAAGCGAUCCUGAACGAUAA